This is a messenger RNA of Brachypodium distachyon (stiff brome), 2190 nucleotides long. RefSeq names its product OPA3-like protein. Gene Ontology annotation, biological process: regulation of lipid metabolic process. The transcript is spliced from 5 exons. Bases 1196 to 1726 code for a protein of 176 amino acids. The record is from RefSeq and is a predicted model, not a curated record. Gene Ontology annotation, cellular component: mitochondrion. NCBI's taxonomy places the organism in Eukaryota, Viridiplantae, Streptophyta, Magnoliopsida, Poales, Poaceae.
UGUCGGCGGCGCCAGCUGCGAGCGCCUUCCUGCGUCCGUCCGCGACCGCGCGGCUCACCGAUACGGCCUUGUUCGCCGAUAAUACCAACCCCACCCCGACGCGGCUCGGCAUCGGACGACGCAGGGCGGAGAGAACCUUGAUUCAAUAUGCCAUGACAUCCUAUUCCUGCACUUUUCAUGUUCCUGUGCUUUACAAAUCCUCCAGGUGGAGUGCUAUGCUUUUGUUUAUCACACUUGGCGCUUUCUAUCUCCAGCAGCGAAGGAUGUGAAUAUUUGUAACUACUUGCUGCUUGCUGAUUCUGCUUAUGCAGGAUAAACCUUCACAAGGGUUUAGUGCUAUACGCAUUGACUAGAAAAUUUCGUGUCGGCUUAGGGUUUUACUUGUACUGUGCUGCAGUUGCUGUACUGUAACGAAUAAUCUACACGCAUGAAUUUAGACUGAAAAAUUAACAUCAUUUUCUUUUGUCACACUUUUUUUCAUAAUACUAUUAUUUAUAGUUUUACAUAAGCAUGUCUAUACGAAAAAUAAUGGUCAAAAUAGUAUACUAGAAGUAAUAAAAAAAUCUAAAUGACGUUUAUACAACAAUAUGUAUGAAACAUAGUCGCAUGAAUGCACAAUCUCUAUACUAGUUUGUUCUAUGAGGUUAUCUAUUCCUCCCAUCCUAAAUUCUUUUAGUUGUUUUACUGCAAAUUUGAACUAAAACAACGACAAGAAUUUAGAAUUGGAGGGAGUAUGCAACAGCUUCCUGAAAUUCGUCAAACCCCAAAUCACAUGUCUAAGACUUUGGAUCCUCAUCUCCAAGUCACACCACAUAUAAGUAUAUACAGUAAUUAAUAGUAAAAAAAUGCACUAAACUGCACACCUUCAAGUGCAAUUUUAGGGAUGUUUUUGCCGAGAGUUGUCAGAAGCCUUUUGCCGUGGUAGUUUAGGUACGGAGUAUAUUAAGUUAUUAACAACGGACAAUAGAGGAAAUUAGCGCCUUUUAUCUAAAAAAAAGAGAUGAAAUUAGCGACCGACUUGGCCAAUAAGCGAACGACUGCUCCCACUCUUUGUAAACCCCCACCCCUCCUUCCUCUCCAAGAAAAGCAGAGGCAACCAGCAACAAACUCCGCCACGCCCAUACGUAGUUUCACGAUCCCCGCCGCAUCUUCCCCUUCGUGAGAAGCUGCAAGGCCGCCGGGGUGACAAGGCGCGAUGGUGCUGCCAUUGGUGAAGCUCGGGUCGCUCGCGUUCCGGACGCUGAGCAAGCCCAUCGCCGCCCGCCUCAAGCACAACGCCGGCAUCCACCCCAAGUUCCGCGGGUUCAUCAUCGGCAUCGCACAGGCAAACCAUCGUUUAGCUACAAAUAUGCAGAGGCGACUUUAUGGACGUGCAACUGACAUUCACAUUCGGCCCCUGAAUGAGGAGAAAGCUAUUCAAGCUGCUGCAGAUCUUCUUGGUGAACUGUUCGUUUUCUCGGUCGCUGGUGCUGCAAUAAUCUAUGAGGUGCAAAGAAGUGCUAGGUCUGAAGCCAGAAAAGAAGAGAUCCGUAGGCAGGAAGUCGAGGCAAUAAAGAAAAAGGUGGAGGAGUAUGAUAGGGAAGUGCAGAUCAUGAAGCAGAGGCUUGCUGAGGCGCAGCGGUGUACAGGGGGGUGGAUUCGUCUUCCGUGGAUUCUCAGCUUCGGUCCUGCCCAGCCAGCGGCGGCGGCACAGCCUGAUGGUACUCAGCAACCCACAGCCGCCUAGCUACCGUGGCAGCGUUGCGUGGUGAAAUCAUACAUGCAGAUUACCUCCGUAACUCCAUUACUUCCUUGCAUGAUUCGAGCGCUGGAUCCCGAUCUGUUUCACCGGCCAACGGCUGAAAUUUUUGUAGUUCGCACAUGUUGUGAAUAGUGUCCCAAGAGGUCUGGACUCUGGAGAGACUUGGUCUGAAUUGGAGCUGAUAGAGGAUGAGAUUGGUGAUCGUGGUUUGACAUCUGGAACUGUAGUUGCUUCAUGUCCACUUGUCCAGAGUACUGGUAUCUUAGAUAGCAGCUAAACACGGAUCUAUCAAGGAUGACUCAACCGGUAAACUAACUUUCCUAAGAACAUGUGUGCUGUUUGUGGCAUGCGACUAUGCGAGUGCUUCUUAUAAGGUGUAGCGUGAUAAUUUUCUGGUGUUGGGCUAUUAUCAGUUAAGUAGAACACAGAACUGAACGAAUAUUGAGAAA